AUGACGAACGAAGGAGACGGAAGCGGCGCUAGCAACACCCCCAACGUUCAGGUGGGAAAGAAGAACAAGAAAGGGAAGAAGCAGCAGCAGAAGGGGAAUGAACCCAAUCUGCCUGUUCUGCCCGAUCUUCCACCCACUAAUCCUCCACCAACUGGACUUCCACCAGGCAGUCUUCCACCAGACGGUCAGCCAUCAGGCAGUCUGCCACCAGGCGGACAACCAUCAGGCAGUCUGCCACCAGGCGGUCUUCCAACAGGUGAGUUACCAUCAAAUGUUCCUCCACCAAGUGAUGGACAAACAUCUUUCCAGCAUAAUAUUGUUGAUGAAAGUGACGGGGACGACAGCGAAGAAAUUAUCAACGUCACUGUGGGACAUGAAUGGCUUGCCAGCGUUGAAAGGGCAAGGCUAGCUGUUGAGAUUUUAGGCCAGCGCUUUAACGGGUUGGACAGUGAUGUCAAAGACCUUAAGGAGCACUCCCUUGAGGAAGUUGAUGCCAUUCGGAAGGAGUUGGAUCUACGCAAGCGGUCUGAAUUAGUGAUGAAGGAAACCAUUACUUCCUUGGAGUUCAGGUUCUUGGACGCCCUUACGACGAUCCAGACGCUGAAGAACAAGGUUGAGGCCCUCGAAGAAGAGAGGGAGGUUGGAGCAACAACAUCACUUGGCCAGGAAAGGGAGUCCAGAGUCGAGGUUCCCAAGCCACCAACAUUCAAGGGUGUCCAUGACGCCCUAGAGGUAGGAAAUUUCUUAUGGCACUUGGAAAAUUAUUUCAGGUGUAAUCGGGUCAGGAUCGAUGCAAACAAGAUCAACACUGCCAUGUUGUAUCUUUCCGACGUAGCCAUGUUAUGGUGGAAACGCAAAGAUGCCGAGAUUAAGAGGGGCACACGCACCAUCGACACAUGGGAACAAUUCCUUGAGGAAUUCAAGAAAGCUUUCUUCCCCAACAAUGUUGUUUAUGAGAUGAAGCACAAACUCUGGGAGUUGAAGCAGACGCGAAGCAUUAGGGCAUAUGUGAAAGAGUUCACAUUUUUGACCCUCCAAAUUCCCCAACUAACGGAAGAGGACAUGCUGUUCACCUUCAUGGACGGGCUAAAGAAUUGGGCGAGGACCGAGUUAGAGCGGCGUCAAGUAAAAACCAUUGAUGAGGCCAUCACUCAAGCCGAAACCUUGACAGAUUUCAAACAUGAUCGUUUGGACAAGGCGAAGGGCAAGGAGGCAAGGGGCAGUCAAGCUAAAGGCGGGGGAGACCGUGGCCGAGGCAGAGAACAGUCGACACAACCCAAGCAGCGAGACACGCCCAAGCCCGAUGGUAGACGGUUUGAGCGCCAGAAAUACUCAGAGAAGCGGACGCAGUCCAGCAGAGGAGACGGGUGCUACAUAUGCGACGAACCUCACGGUUAUGCCAGGUGCCCAGAGAUGAAGAGCCUUAGUGCCAUCGUUCGUGAGCGGAAGGAAAAGGAGGCACAAGACAAGGCGAAAUCGGCAGACACCACUCAGUUGGGAAUGGUUGGAAUCUGUGGAGCCAUAGACAAACAGGCCGACAACCUGAGGGAUUUCAGUACACAAUAUGUGGAUAUCUCCAUCAAUGGGCAACCUGUUCGGGCCAUGGUAGAUUCCGGGGCUGAAGCUAACAUCAUGACCAAGACGGCGGCAGAAAAAUUGGGACUGAAAAUUGUUCCAAGCAAUAAUUGCCUCAAGACGAUCAACGCCCCACCAACUCCCGUGUGUGGAAUUGCUCAUGGGGUCAGCAUCACUUUAGGACGGUGGAGAGAUAAGACAAACUUUACCGUAGCUCCCUUGGACAUAUCCGAUGUUAUUCUUGGGCAGGAAUUCUUUCAACAUUGUCACACGAUGAUUGAUCCCUACCUUCAACAACUCAUGGUGAUGGAGGGGGAAGGGUCUUUUAUGGUGCCACUUGUUAGGGUGCCAAAGAAAGACGGAUAUUCCCAACUGUCGACCAUGCAGAUUGUGAAGGGCCUGAAGAAAGGAGCACCAACCUUCUUAGCCACCAUCGCAAGUUCGGGUGAAGACCAUGGUGCUAUGCAGCCACUGCCUCCUAUCAUAGAGUCUGUUUUGCAGGAAAACAGUGAUGUGAUACCGAAGGAGCUGCCGAAGACACUACCUCCAAGGCGCGAGGUAGAACACAUGAUCGAGUUGGAGGCGGGAGCCAAGCCACCUGCGCUUGCACCUUAUCGCAUGGCUCCGCUUGAGUUAGAAGAACAGAGGAGGCAGUUGAAGGAACUCCUCGAAGCAGGUCAUAUUCGUCCAUCCAAGGCACCCUAUGGAGCACCAGUGCUGUUUCAGAAGAAGAAAGACGGGUCGAUGCGUCUAUGCAUUGACUACAGGGCACUCAACAAGAUCACAAUUCGGAACAAGUACCCAAUCCCGCUGAUCGCAGAUUUGUUUGAUCGUCUUGGAGAGGCCAAGUACUUCACCAAAAUGGAUCUCCGUAAAGGCUACUAUCAAGAUCAUGUAAAGAACUUGAAGAAGGUCUUCAAAGUCUUGCGGGAGAAUCAGCUUUAUGUUAAGCGGGAGAAGUGCAAGUUCGCCCAACCAAAGAUACAUUUCUUGGGCCAUGUGAUCAGCCAAGGUGAGCUUCGUAUGGACGAGGCAAAGAAGAACAGGCCUUGGCUGUGGAGCGAGGAGUGCGAGGAAGCGUUUGAAGGUCUUAAGGCUGUGGUUACUGAAGAAUCAGUCUUGAUGCUGCCUGACUUCACCAAGACCUUUGAGAUCCAUACGGAUGCUUCUAAUUUUGCCAUUGGGGGAGUCUUGAUGCAGGAGAAGCACCCCAUAGCUUUUGAAAGCUGGAAGCUGAAUGAAGCGGAACGACGGUAA
Molecule: messenger RNA, 2832 nt
Organism: Solanum lycopersicum (tomato)
Lineage: Eukaryota; Viridiplantae; Streptophyta; Magnoliopsida; Solanales; Solanaceae
Biological process (GO): proteolysis
Molecular function (GO): aspartic-type endopeptidase activity
Source: RefSeq, a predicted model, not a curated record